UCUCCUGUUUUGUUUUCUUUGUGAAUUAUUUAAAACCCACAUCAAUCUGUAACCGGAGAACAAUGAUCCGUUAAUGUCUGUUUUAAUCUUUACCUUGAAAUUCACAUUAUAACUAACCAACCAAUACUAAUUUGAAGAGUGAGGCCAAAUGGAUGAGGAAUUAAAUAGAUGAUUGAGAUGAUGGGCAGAUGGGAGAUGAAAGAGCAGAAUUACAGGAUGGAGUAGUGUAAGUGCGCGGUAAUUCUGGCUAUGAAAGAGCACAAUGGUAGGACGCCGAGGACAAAUAAAUGAACUGGGUACCAAAGAUAAAUAGACUUCUCCUCCCCUCGUCUUGUUGCUUGUUGUCAUUCCAGUUUAGUGUCUUCUCCUCCCCUCUGUUUCUUCUGGCUGCUUUUCUCCUCCUCCAUGGGAUGCCCACUAAGCCAGAGGCUCAUACCUCACAUAAAGAGUAGUCAUCACACAGAGGAGACACUGAGGGGCUGCUCGGACUCUUACCCCUGUCCUGGCUCAUUCUGAUGAAGGAGAACUGUCUCAUCCAUCCACAAGGCACGAAGGCUGUUGGGAGAUUUUCUGGUUUCUGCCUGUAGGACACAUCAGAUAUCAUCAGGAACAUUAUGGGAAUGUUAAAUUGUGACAGUGGGGACGAAAAAAUGAACUCUACUCCGAAACAUCUCCAUACGCCUUUCUCCAUUGUGGACAUCUUAAGUCAAGCCAAGGACAAGAAACCAAGUGAGAGUUCUAAGGAGAGUAAGACGGAGGAAGAAGAUACAGAUGUGGACUCCUCUGUAGAUCUUAUUCCUGGACCAAGAGAUGAAGCUGGAACAUCUGCACACAGGAACAAGGAAUCAGAAGAAGAAAAGUCAGAAAGUUGCGAGGCUCAGAGAGACCUCAGACCUCCUGUGGCCAGUUCUAAGCCCCGGCGGGCCCGUACUGCAUUCACUUAUGAACAGCUGGUGGCUUUGGAGAGUCGCUUCCGCAGUAGCCGCUACUUGUCAGUGUGCGAGAGGUUGAGUCUGGCAUUGACUCUUCACCUAACGGAGACUCAAGUCAAGAUCUGGUUCCAGAACAGGAGAACUAAGUGGAAGAAGCAGCAACCACCAGGAAUUUCAGAAGGGAGAGGAUGUGGCACUUGUCCAAGGAGUCCUGGCCAACAGUUUAUCCCCUCAUUCUCAUCCUACCCCUGCCCAGCACAGCUUCCUCACAUCAAUCCCAGUACAAGUCACCAUUUGCCUCCAUUCCCAAGACUUUUCUUCUCUCCUUCCUCUACCAGUCUACCACUUACGCUAGCAUGCCCAUUUCCCCAGCUUGUAAAUUCGGUCGGCAUGGCAUCUUUCUAUGGCCCUGCCCGCUGAUGAUACCAGAAGUAUAAGGUAUAAGCCCACCCAACCAUCGUCCUCUUCUUCCAAGUGGAUCCUAAAGCUCUUCUGAUGCUACAACUGCCAACCUCUGUGCCUUAGUGGUCAUGUUGGAAGUUGUCGUUUCAAACUUUGGGGCUGCCAAGUGAAUGGACUGCUUCUGUCAUACCUCUAGAAGACACUAAAAUAUAUUUGAAUUGACAAUCGACCCAUAUUUUCCAUCAUUUGCCCUCUUGUCGUGUGAGAAGGACGAUCUCUUUCAGCUUUAAUGGGGCUACAGUAGAGUUGCAUCAUGAAUGGUGUCAGCCUACGAGACGAGACAUUUCAGGGCCACAGAGCAGUAAGCGAGAGGAAGA
Molecule: messenger RNA, 1711 nt
Organism: Bufo gargarizans (Asiatic toad)
Lineage: Eukaryota; Metazoa; Chordata; Amphibia; Anura; Bufonidae
Gene: NKX1-2
Product: NK1 homeobox 2
Exons: 2
Coding region: 615-1352 (245 amino acids)
Biological process (GO): cell differentiation; regulation of transcription by RNA polymerase II
Cellular component (GO): nucleus
Molecular function (GO): RNA polymerase II cis-regulatory region sequence-specific DNA binding; DNA-binding transcription factor activity, RNA polymerase II-specific
Source: RefSeq, a predicted model, not a curated record